AUGAAACGAGAAGAAGUCGGGUGGGGCUGUGGUCAGGACGGAAGCUGGGGUAGGGUCUAUUCGGUUCUCGUCGUUUCAUUAUCUAUCUAUCUAUCUAUCUAUCUAUUUAUCUAUCUAUCUAUCUAUCUAUCUAAGUCGCUUCAUUAUCUAUCUAAAUCGCAUCGUUAUCUAUCUAUCUAUCUAUCUAUCUAUCUAUCUAUCUAUCUAUCUAUCUUAGACGCCUCAUUAUCUAUCUAUCUAUCUAUUUCAGUCUCUUCAUUAUCUAUCUAUCUAUCUAUCUAUCUAUUUCAGUCUCUUCAUUAUCUAUCUAUCUAUCUAUCUAUCUAUCUAUCUAUCUAUCUAUCUAUCUAUUUCAGUCGCUUCAUUAUCUAUCUAUCUAUCUAUCUAUUUCAGUCGCUUCAUUAUCUAUCUAUCUAUCUAUCUAUCUAUCUAUCUAUCUAUCUAUCUAUCUAUCUAUCUAUCUAUUUCAGUCGCUUCAUUAUCUAUCUAUCUAUCUAUCUAUCUAUCUAUCUAUCUAUCUAUCUAUCUAUCUAUCUUAGACGCUUCAUUAUCUAUCUAUCUAUCUAUCUAUCUAUCUAUCUAUCUAUCUAUCUAUCUAUCUAUCUCAUUAUUUUUAACCAAAAUUUCGAACGUGCUAUUAAAAAAUUUCAAAAAAUUAUCUAUCUAUCUAUCUAUCUAUCUAUCUAUCUAUCUAUCUAUCUAUCUAUCUAUGCUGCUGCAAAUACAGCUAAUAACUAUAUGUCUGCCUGUCUGUCUAUUUCUAUUAAUAAUAUCUAUCUAUCUAUCUAUCUAUCUAUCUAUCUAUCUAUCUAUCUAUCUAUCUAUCUAUCUAUGCUGCCGCAAAUACAUCCAAUAGCUAUAUGGUUAUCUAUCUAUCUAUCUAUCUAUCUAUCUAUCUAUCUAUCUAUCUAUCUGUUCAUUUUCUUCUUUCCUUUCUUUCUUUUUUUCUUUCAUUAUAUCUAUCUAUCUAUCUCAGUCUGUUCAUAUCUAUCUAUCUAUCUAUCUAUCUAUCUAUCACAGUCUGUUCAUUUUCUCCCUUUCUUUCUUUCUUUCUUUCUUUCUUUCUUUCUUUCUUUCUUUCUCAGUCUGUUCAUUAUCUAUCUAUCUAUCUAUCUAUCUAUCUAUCUAUCUAUCUAUCUCAGUCUGUUCAUUAUCUAUCUAUCUAUCUCAGUCUGUUCAUUAUCUAUCUAUCUAUCUAUCUAUCUAUCUAUCUAUCUAUCUAUCUAUCUAUCUAUCUCAGUCUGUUCAUUAUCUAUCUAUCUAUCUAUCUAUCUAUCCCAGUCUGUUCAUUAUCUAUCUAUCUAUCUAUCUAUCUAUCUAUCUAUCUCAGUCUGUUCAUUAUCUAUCUAUCUAUCUAUCUAUCUCAGUCUGUUCAUUAUCUAUCUAUCUAUCUAUCUAUCUAUCUAUCUAUCUAUCUAUCUAUCUCAGUCUGUUCAUUAUCUAUCUAUCUAUCUAUCUAUCUAUCUAUCUAUCUAUCCCAGUCUGUUCAUUAUCUAUCUAUCUAUCUAUCACAGUCCGUUCAUUUUCUUCCUUUCUUUCUAUAUUUCUUUUUCUUUUCUUUCUUUUCUUUCUUUCUUUCUUUCUUUCUAUGCUGCUGCUGCAAAUACAGCUAAUAACUCUCCCGUCGUUUUCGACACGCAUGAUUCUAGUACCGCGUUUGACAAAAGAUACUCGCGUCUCUGCUCUCUGCCUGCAACGUUUGUGUGCCUCGACAAGGAGAAAUCAAAGAAGGUUUUUUUUUCUUUUGUUUAUUUUUUCCUUUGUUUUUCUGCUGUUUUUUUUGUCUUCUCCUUUCCCUCUUUUCUUUUCUUUUUUUUCUUUUUUAUUUGUUACGUCUUUCCUUUCUUCCUAUUCUUUCUUUUUUUCCCCCCUCUUUAA
Molecule: messenger RNA, 1878 nt
Organism: Acanthosepion pharaonis
Lineage: Eukaryota; Metazoa; Mollusca; Cephalopoda; Sepiida; Sepiidae
Source: the annotation of a GenBank genome assembly